Oncorhynchus keta (chum salmon) is the source of this 1754-nucleotide messenger RNA. Its product is annotated as mesoderm induction early response protein 2-like. Gene Ontology annotation, biological process: negative regulation of transcription by RNA polymerase II. Lineage: Eukaryota; Metazoa; Chordata; Actinopteri; Salmoniformes; Salmonidae. The coding region runs from base 638 to 1693 and encodes 351 amino acids. Gene Ontology annotation, cellular component: nucleoplasm. The record is from RefSeq and is a predicted model, not a curated record. The transcript has 12 exons. Gene Ontology annotation, molecular function: transcription corepressor activity; histone deacetylase binding.
GGAGGAACAUGAGGACUAAUGAUUUUGAAACAGCUCCGCAUUUGAGAGCCUCUGUCAUCCUAGACGGCAGAUAUCGAUGUUGGCAAUCGUAUCAACGGGUUACGCAGGGUUGUGAGUUAGCUAGCCAUGGGUUGAUAACUAACGAAGUAAAAUGGGGGUAUUUUGUCCGUCUCGCCUCUCCACGUUCUUCGCGUUAAAAAGCCAUUCCCAAUUUGCCAGAUCGUGCGCUAUAGAAAACAAUGGGAGACCGGCUAGACGGUGGUGCUGAAGAAGUGGUCCAGGUGUGCUCCGUUAUAGCAAGGCAUUUUGACUACAAACUUUGAGAGAAGUCCGACUUAUUUCAGAUACUUUCUUGGUGUCUUUUCGGGUGAAAACGCAACCUCUAGAACUAUUUCCUCUCUCGGGUCAUUCGUGUGUCAGAGGAAGGAACGUUCAGCACCAAGUUACAGGAAAGCGCCCUGGUCAACGCGACCUAAAGUGGAGUGGACCAAGCUUUACAAAGUGUCUGUAAACCUGGUUCGAUGGGCUCUGGAGAUCACAGACGCAGCCUAGUGGAGAUCCUGAGGCAGGGCUAUGAGGGGCCGGAGGAGGAGUCCAGGGCCCUAGUGGAACUGGAGAAGAGCCUAGGUGCCGCCCAAUGAAGAUGGCAGCACGCCCCCACACUGGCAGUGAGAUGCCCCUGGAGGAGCUGCUGGCGCUGUAUGGCUACGAGGUGUCUGAUCCCCUCCUACAGCAGGACAGGGAGCCCAAUGAGCUGUCAGCCAGUCUGCCUGACAUGACACUGGACAAGGACCAGAUAUCUAAGGAUCUGUUCUCAGGAGAAGAUGAAGAGGAGUCAUCAGCUGAUGACCUCACUCCCUCUGUCACCUCCCAUGCCUCCGACCUCCUCCGCCGCCACCUAAGAGCCCAUUCCCUAGCAAGUGGAGACAAAGGCACCUUAGUCAGCACCUCAGAAGAAGACUCAGACAAUGAUGACGACACCUCCAUUCCCUCCAAUGAUGGACGCAAGGACAUCAUGGUGGGCUCAAUGUACCAAGCCAAAAUCCCUACUCUCAGCCUAUACUCAGACCAGGAGAGAGUCUAUGAGAAUGAGGACCAGCUCCUGUGGACCCCAGACAUGCUGUCAGGUCAUGCUGUAGAGGAGUUCUUACUGAGUGCCCAGAGAUGGGGAGGCCAGGAGGGCGCUAAAGACACGCUUAUCACUGGGGAAAUAAUCAAAGACAAUGAUCAGGCUCUUUAUGAGCUGGUGAAAUGCAGCUUCAAUGCAGAGGAGGCACUGAGAAGACUGCGCUUUAAUGUGAAAGUGUUCAGCGAGGAGCUGUGUGCCUGGAGCGAGGAAGAGUGUCGAAACUUUGAACAUGGCUAUCGAGUUCAUGGGAAGAACUUCCACCUCAUUCAGGCCAAUAAGGUACGCACACGGUCAGUGGGGGAGUGUGUGGAGUAUUACUACAUGUGGAAGAAGUCGGACCGCCAUGAGUACUUUACCCAGCAGACCACCAAGCUGGGUCGCAAGAAGUACAGUCUGCAGUCAGGGAACAUGGAGGAUGGAGAGCAGGAUGGAGAGGUUGGGGAGAUGGAGGGGUGCUCCCAGAUUGAGCCCCACUCACCCCCACCAGUCACGGACGUGGACAAGCAAGAGGAGGAGGGCCGACCCCGUCGCAGACGAACGCCGCGCUUUCUCUUAAAGCCCUGAGCUCACUACACACAGGCCACUCUAAUCAGGCAGGGCCACCAGGUAAAGACUCUAACCAGAC